UAGUGACAUUGUCCCAUCUCUAAUUUCUAGUUAGAAGACGCAAUUGUUGUUGAUUCACACAUAAUUAUUAAAUAGGAAAAAGGACCCACUUGUGCAAUGUUUUCUAUAUUUGGGAAGCGGAAGCCUGCGGAAACCCCAACAGAGGAACCCAUCCAGGGACCCAUAGACGGUCCAAGACCCGGCACCAGCGUCGGCGAUGAUUUUGUUAUCGUGGAGCGUAAACCUGGCGUGAACCCGAAUCCUCUUGCUCCUAGCAUGUACCCGCCCAUGCCACCAGCGGGCUAUGGUGCUCUACCGUAUCCAAUGCUUGGCCCAAGGGCCGGACAGUCACCUGCGAAAUUGCCUGGAGGUACCCAAGGACCCGUCAACUACCUGCAGGACAUUCCCUUCGAGCUGGCGCCCGAAUUGGCCGGCAAGGAUAGCUACGCCAGCACCCAAAUGCAAGUGGACAGCAUUCUGGCGCUGCUAACACGUCAAAUGUCCAUGGACGAGCUGGCUGAGGAGUAUACAUUCGCUUUGGAACGCUCUGUCCAGAACGAAUCUUAAUUGUGCAAAAUUUCCUGUAUGUUAUCAAACGUUGCCUAUUUAAUUGUAAGAUAAGAUAUUUUCUGCGUCCCAGAUAUGUAAAAAAUGUAUCCAAUAAAAAUUUUGUAUCGUUACUCCAUUAAAA
Drosophila bipectinata is the source of this 670-nucleotide messenger RNA. RefSeq lists its product as uncharacterized. Lineage: Eukaryota; Metazoa; Arthropoda; Insecta; Diptera; Drosophilidae. The record is from RefSeq and is a predicted model, not a curated record.